AGCCCCAGUCACAUCCAUGACCUUCUGUCCAGCCCCCUCUCCUGCCCCUACACCCUGCAUCCCCCCAGACAACAUGCACCUAGUCAGUCACAUCCCUGACCUUCUGUCCAGCCCCCUCUCUUACCCCUACACCCUGCAUCCCCCCUGACACCAUGCACCUAGUCAGUCACAUCCCUGACCUUCUGUCCAGCCCCCUCUCCUGCCCCUACACCCUGCAUCCCCCCAGACCCCAUACACCUGCUCAGUCACAUCCCUGACCUUACAUCCAGUUCCCCUCGCCAACACCUGCCUAGCACCAUCAUAGUCUUCUGUUAUAUUUCAUUACUUUUAAUCCUGACCCUCACAUUCCCCUACCCUCCCCACUGUGUGUUUUUCUAUAUCUUACUUUUAUUUCUGUUGCCCACUGUUGGCCUCUUGUACCCAGAGCUAAAUACCUCUCUACAGCCCAGACAUCACUUUCAAACCUUGGCCACUUUCUUCCAUACACUCCCAGUCUCUUCCCUUUCAUACUUAACUUUCCAGCAAAUAUCCCAGAUCCACUGCUUCUGCCUGUGACUUACAUCAAAGGCACAGAUGUAUAUGUAAGCAGCCCGUACAAUCACCCUCACUCUUGAAGAUGCCACGCUGGACUCCCCAAGAACGAGGAAGGGCAGAUACACAGGUCUCUGGCAGGAGAGGUUUAAGGGACUGAUGCAAGUCUACCCAGCCCUGAGGAAAAGAUUCGAUCAUCUGCAGGUCUCUGGUUUGGAGACUGCAGCAGCACUUCCCUUCAAUCGAGCUGAGAACUUUCAAUUACUACCCCCCCUGCGCAGCCUUUAUCCCUGCGCGAUCACUGCCCCAGUCACAGCCCCUUUAACAAUUCCAAAAUACUGCCCCCUAAAGGAUGGGAGCAACCACACUGCUCUCUACCUUUGUAUUGCUACCUGCUAUUCCUUUAUUAGUUUCCCCCCCCUCCAUAUACAUUGAGCACUACCUCGCUGCUCUCUAUUUAUUGCCCCCUUAACAAAGCAAACAGAGCUACCUCUCUGCUAUUCUUUAUUGCCCCCUUAACAAUCCACACAGAGAGCUACCUCUCUGCUAUUCUUUAUUGCCCCCUUAACAAUCCACACAGAGAGCUACCUCUCUGCUAUUCUUUAUUGCCCCCUUAACAAUCCACACAGAGAGCUACCUCUCUGCUAUUCUUUAUUGCCCCCUUAACAAUCCACACAGAGAGCUACCUCUCUGCUAUUCUUUAUUGCCCCCUUAACAAUCCACACAGAGAGCUACCUCUCUGCUAUUCUUUAUUGCCCCCUUAACAAUCCACACAGAGAGCUACCUCUCUGCUAUUCUUUAUUGCCCCCUUAACAAUACCCUCUGAGAGCCAUUGCUGAAUACCACCCAUACACGUUCAGAGCUGCCGUUCUGGUCUCAGCAGGAUGUGUAGAGUUAGAAUGACGGCUCUGAGUCUGCAGAGGUUGUACAAAAUUAUUAUGGAGGCACAAUGCGACUUUCCCUCUACCUGUCCCAUAUAUCUAGUUGUUAUUUAUUUGUAUCUGUAUCUCUACUGCUUCGCUCUCGCACUGCACUCCGUACAGACUCGUUUCUCGCACUGCACCUCUUACAGACCCGUUUCUCGCACUGCACUCUGUACAGACCCGUUUCUCGCACUGCAUCUCUUACAGACCCGUUUCUUGUACUGAACUCCCCCUACGGGCCCACUUCUCGCAUUCACUGCACCCUGCCUCUCACACUACCCCACUACCUCACUAGUAUGCUGCUAAUGACCUGAUAGUCACACUGCAUCGUUUACACACAGCAACCUCUACUACCGCUUUCCAUAGCCCCUCUACAUUCCCUGUGCCGGCCAUAGCCGUAUUCUAUAUCCCGGCUAUCAGACUGUUUCACACACUACAUACCUUAGUAUAACUGUACUGAUUUACCCAGGCAGGUUCUCUGCUUGACUGUACAGAAUCCUCUUCUAUGAAUAAUGUGACUGUCUUUCUGUGUGCAUCGCUACUGUUUGUUCUGUCCACCUACACUGCUCUGCUCUUCCUGUCUGUCCUGUCCUCCUACAAUGCGGCUAUUCUUUGCUCUCCUAAAACAACCAUGCUGUCUUUUUUUUGUAUUGUGUGCUGUCGUCAUCCUUCUAUGUCCUCUAUUCCACGGCUGUCCAGGUUUAAGCCUAGAGGGCCGCUGUCAAAAUGGGUUGGGGGGGGGGGGGAUUCAUUUGAGAAAUCCUUGUCUAGGAUUUUGGCACUCAAGGCCUGUUUGGACAAGCCCAUUCUACUGACCUCAUACCACCACACACUGCGCUUGCUGCUAUUCCUCCACUAAUCCUUUCUGUGUUGCCCACAGGAUACCUCUUUGGCCCAGCUGUGAUCUCGGUAUUGUCCUCCCUGACGUGCCACCUCCUGACCUUUGACGACACCGCUCUCUCUGUGGUCCAGAACAUCAUGCUUUUUCCGCUCCUUCUUUUCAACUUGUGAAUGCUGGCACUGAUUGAAACGCAGUCUGGAUGUAUCGCCCACAGGACCAGUUUGGCUCCCGAUUUCCCCGCGAUCCCUUCAACAACGGAAUCAACACAGCAUGGAACCCACCCCACCCCAGAGCCUGGGCUCCAGCGGGCAGGUGUCCUUCCAACAUCAACCAGUCACAGCUGCCUCCUCAUCUGCCCGCUAAUCAUGUGACGAGCAUAGGUCAUCCCAGCAAGCCCUACUUUCCUCUAGGUUCUCCUCCUGGCCCGCGGCUAGGAAAGUUGGAGCGCGUACACUCCUGCGUGCAGACCCUCCUCAGGGACGAGCAGCAGCCACAGAUUUGGGAGCAGCUUGGCCAGAUUUAUGAGUCUGAGCAAGAAUGGGAAGAUGCUGUGCGCUGUUACCAAACCGCUGCACGGUAUCAUGGCGGCUACGAGCUCACUGCUCACAUCUCCCGGCUUCAACAGACUCACCUUUGGAACUUGCACUCCCCGCCCCAUCAUCGCCCAAAAUCUCUGCCACCAUUGCAACAAGUCUGGGAUCUCAUGCAACAUGAGCAGAAGAGACAUUUUGUGGGGAAGAGGGGCCCCCCACAGCUGAAGCGUGCUGUCCCCCCACCUGACUCGUCAGGUCUCCAGUCACCUCCCCACAACCCCCAUGGAGGAGAAGAGCAGCCCAUGAAAAGGAGACGUAGUGGGAGCCCUGAGCAGCAGAGGAGGGGAUCACACAACCUGCACUCCCCUCCUGCCGCUGGGAGUUCUGGGAAUUUGUACCAUCAGGCACCUACGAAGCCUAAUGUCUGGAAUCCUCUUACUCACGAGUCUUGGAACGAGCGCAGGGAUAGGCAGCAGGAACCUCGUCUGCCUCCCCAUGUUUCAUCGUAUCCACCAUAUUGUCCUCCUCGUCCACCACCACUUCACCAGCAGCCCCGUCCUCAAAGUGACCUUAGUGAUGCUAGAGGUCAGAGGUCGCCUGCAGAGGUCAUCCCUCCAGUACCACCACCUCUCCAUGUGCCUUAUGACCAACGAAGACCCCGCUUACCACCACCACUGAAGACCUCUAGACCUGAACUACCCCCUUCUUCCGAUCGCUACCAGAGCCCCGUGAAUACUCCAACCAGAAUCUGCCCCCCUCCUCCGGAGCAGCCAGACCCCCCGAAACCAGUCUGUGCAUCUCUCCAGCCCCAGCCAUCCCCUGCCUCCUGUCCUCCCCCACUCCAGCAGAGCUGGCUGCCAGCCCCGAUCAAGGAGGAGGUGAAGAGGGGGGAUGCACUGGAGGAGAUACUGUAUGGAGAGAAGCCUGGGGGGGUCAAACGGGAAGGAUAUUUCCCGUCUUGCGAUACCCAAGGGGGGGGCAGUGUAUACGAGCAACGAACUCAGGGCAUCACCACCAGCAAAGCCAGGCCAGGAUCUGAGGCCUUCCAGGCUGCAAGCCUGGAUCAUGUACUCAAGACCCUGCAAAAGAUUGAUGACCCUGUGUUAUUUGCCCCAGAAAAUAAAGAAAAGGAAAUUAGUGAAGGAGUAAGAAAGCAUCCCCGGGCCCCAGAAAUUGAGAUCAGUGGGAACAAACCAAGUCAUGGACUUUCUAGGGCUGAGGCCAGCUAUUCAGGCAGAAAGGGGUCACCAGUGCAAGAGGACAACACCUCGUUUGGCCCUUCUUCUGCCCCUCUCCUGAAAGAUACCUCAGGGAGCAUGCGGGUAUCGGGUUCUGCUUCUCCAGGGACACCACAAGUUUCAAAUGUUAACAGCAAAUCUCUAAGCCCAAAUCCAGACUUGUCUGAGAGCAAGGGAGGCUGCAGGCCUGAGAAGUCACCCACUGGAUGUAGCCAGCUCUUUGAUUUUCCUGGAGGGCAAUUAUCUGAGCAUUUUGAGGAGCCCUCUGAGUUUGCAAAGAUUUUGCCUGAUGGACUGGAUGAUAUAAUGAAAAUGUUGGAUGAGUCGAUCGAGAAAGAAGAAGUUGGUGGUAACUCCAGUGGAGAGGACUAUCUCUCUCCUGCCUCCUCCUCCUCUUGCCCCACAGCAGAAACCAUUUCAGAUACCCAACCUGCCAGUUCCAUGCAAAACAGCGUACUUAAUGCUCCUGUGCAAGGAGCAAAAAUGGCAGAAGUGAGGCCUAGCGAGUUGUUCCCCUACUAUGGUCCCAAGAAGGCAAUCUUGGGACAGGAAAGUGGCAAUGAAGGGAGGCCUGCACAGCAUGGGGGCAAUAGUGUUCUUAAAUCACUUGCAAGUGUUUUAGAAGGGCAGAAGUAUUCCUACCGCGGUGGUGCAAGCCUGAAGGCAGGAGGUGGCUCGGCCUACUUUACUGGUGCUAUGGUGGGCAAGCGUAAUGACCCAUACACUGCGCAAUCUACCUCACGUCGGGCCUUGGAGGGAAAAGUGGUAAUUGGAGCACCUCCUACAUCAGAAGUCACAGGGCAAGGGAUCUUGGGCAAGAGGACAGGUGUACGAACCGAAACAGAUAUUCUGGAAGAUAUUUCACGAGCUUGUGAAACUCUAGUCGAGGGAUCAAAAGUGUCUGGGUGUAGCAGGGUGGAGGAAGAGCGAGUUGUUGAGAAAGGUGUAAGGAGACCUGAAGUGGUUACCGAAAGAAAGUCAGACAAACACAGGGUGGCAGAUAAACCAGAUGAUGUAGCUAAAACCAACACUAAAAUACCUUGGGGAGCUAUUAAACAGGAAGCAGUAGUUGAGAAGAAGCUGGAAGCACCCAGGGUGGCCGAGCAUAAGGAAGGGCCUGUUGAAAAGAAACCCGAUGCACUUAGGGUGGCAGCUAAAACCGAUGCAGUUAUUGAAAGGAAGCAAGAGAAACCCUGGGUGGUGGAUAGAGUGGAAGGGACUGUUGAGAGGGAUUUAAAGAUGUCAUUGAAGGUAGUUGAGAAAAAGAGCCUUGCCAGUCCAGUUGUUUCUUCCCCUAGUAAGAUUCACAAAGAACAUUCAGUUCCACAAAGGACAACUGUAAGUGAAGUUACUAAGGCAGAUGGAGUGCUUGGGAGACUGCAAGAAUUAAUUGAGAGCCAGUCCCCAAAGAAGGCAACAGAACUAAAAGUAUCCCAGGUGGGAGUAAGCGAGAAUUGUUCUUCUGAGCUAGUAAAGAGAAGAGUGGAAAGCGAGAGUAUGAAGUCUCCAGCAGAGGUACCCAAAGCCGAGGCUGAAGCUGAAGGCAUUAGAGUAGCGGAGGCAGAAAGGCCCCAUGAGAGGCUGACCAUUUCCCUGCCAGCUCCUCCUCGGAUCAAAGAGGAGGGCAGGAAGAAAGAUAGGAAGCACAGGAAGUCUAAGAGAGACCGUAGCAGGAGGGCUAAAGAGGGACGAUCUCAGAAGGACAAAGAGAGGCAGAUUUUGGGUAACUUGGACCUUCAAAGUCAGUGUAGGGACACACCAAAAGCUUCUCCAAAGCAAGCAACAGGUGGUGAAAGGAGGAAAUCAGAGGUAGGUCGGAGAGCAGAAGAAGGACAUCAUCAACCUACACCCCCUGCUGCCCCGGCUACUACACUUCCCCCACCUUCCAAUGGGAGUGUAACAUCUGACCUCUUGAAGAUGAGACCGUUCAUGGAGGGUCCACCAAAGGAGCUGAAAAUUCGACUGAUCAAGGUAGAAAGUGGAGACAGAGAAACCUUCAUCGCCUCUGAAGUGGAAGAGAGGAGGUUGCAAGCUAGUGAGCUGACCAUUAACCACUCGGCUGCAGAAAUUGUCAGAGCCAGCAAAAAUAUGGUGCUCAAGGGCAAAUACAAGGAAUCCUACCUCCUGCCAUCAAUGUCUGUGAAACCCCCCAUGGGAACAGAGCAAAAUUUACCCAGAGAGAAACUCAACCCUCCUACACCCAGCAUCUAUUUGGAGAGUAAGCGCGAUGCAUUUUCUCCUGUUCUGCUUCAAUUCUGCACCGAUCCCAAGAAUCCGAUCACCGUUAUCCGCGGAUUGGCAGGCUCCCUGCGGCUAAACCUCGGCCUGUUUUCCACAAAGACCCUGGUAGAUGCCAACGCAGAUCACUCUGUCGAGGUUCGCACUCAGGUCCAGCAGCCAUCCGAUGAGAACUGGGACGCCUCUGGAACGAAGCAAAUCUGGCAUUGCGAGAGCAGCCGUUCACACACCACCAUCGCCAAAUACGCCCAGUACCAGGCAUCAUCUUUUCAGGAAUCUCUACAGGAAGAUAAGGAUAGUGAUGAGGAGUCUAACGAGCCAGAUAGUACCACAGAAACCCCACCCGCCAGCACAAACAAUGAGCACAAAACCCCACAUAUCAUUAAAUUUGGAACCAAUAUUGACCUCUCUGACCCCAAAAGGUGGAAACCUCAGCUGCAGGAACUAUUAAAGUUACCAUCGUUUAUGCGUGUCACAUCCAAUGGAAACAUGCUAAGUCACGUUGGGCAUACGAUUCUUGGCAUGAACACGGUUCAGCUGUAUAUGAAGGUUCCAGGCAGCAGGACUCCAGGUCACCAGGAGAAUAAUAACUUUUGUUCUGUGAAUAUAAACAUUGGGCCGGGCGACUGUGAAUGGUUCGCUGUGCACGAAAAUUACUGGCAGAAUAUCAGCACUUUCUGUGACCGGCACAAUGUGGACUAUCUGACUGGCUCCUGGUGGCCAGUCCUUGAAGAUCUGUAUCGCUCGGAUAUUCCGGUGUAUAGGUUUGUUCAGCGCCCCGGAGACCUGGUGUGGAUUAAUGCUGGAACUGUUCACUGGGUGCAGGCUACAGGCUGGUGCAACAACAUUGCAUGGAACGUGGGGCCUCUGACACCGUAUCAGUAUCAGUUGGCCCUGGAGCGGUUUGAGUGGAAUGAAGUUAAGAACGUGAAAUCCAUUGUCCCAAUGAUCCAUGUGUCGUGGAACGUGGCAAAGACCGUGAAGAUUAGUGAAAUCGAUCUCUACCGCAUGAUCAAGUACUGUCUCUUGCAGUCUAUCAAGCGAUGUCAGGUGCAGAGGGACAGCUUGAUACGGAGUGGAAAGAAGAUCUCUUAUCAGGGCCGAGUGAAAGACGAACCCGCCUAUUACUGCAAUGAGUGUGAUGUCGAAGUGUUUAAUAUCCUGUUUGUGACCAGCGAGAGCGGAGGGAAGAAUACGUAUCUUGUUCACUGCGAAAGCUGUGCUCGUACCGCUUGUAACAACAUGAACAACGUGGUCAUACUCGAACAGUACAAGAUGGAAGAACUCAUGCACAUCUACGACAACUUCAACCUGGCCUCGUCUCCAAGCACACGGUGAGCUUGUGCCCCCUCCUCCGCUGUUCCAACUGCAGCGUCACCCCCCCUUCUUUAAAUACCACCGAGCCAGCCAAUCAAAUCUUCCCUCUCAUUCAUCCUGUACCAGGGUGAUGGGGGAUGGUGCUAUCCAACCAGCAAUUCACAGAUGAGAGCCAAGGAAUUGGGGGGGGUUGGAGGGGAGCCAAUCAUGGAUCGGCAGCUCUUGUCUCUCUCCAGCCAAUCACAGGCCUUGUUUACACAGAUCCCGUCCCAAUGCGGGAACAGCCAGUCAGGAUGCAGGAUUCUACUUGUCCACAUUGAUUAUUUUAUUUUAGUUUUUUGUACUUUUUAUCAGGAAUAUUUAUUCUGAAAUCUUGAAUUUGUGACUUUGGGGAGGGUGGAUUUUAUUGGGGGCUGUAUUAAUUUGUGGGGUAACUUUUGUGAAUGGGGAUUUUGUUUUGGGGGGGGUGGGAGGGAUUGGACGUUCGGGUUACUGAGUGGACUUUAUUUUUAAAGAAAAUUUUAAAUUAAGUUAGAGUGGUGCUCUGAUUUUCAAACUUGUGGAUGGGCAUGGAGAGGCCCAAAAUGACCCACGCUUGGGGAGGGCAGCACAAAGAUCUAAAUCUGCAUUGUGUUGUGCAAAUGAACGUGCGGUUGAUUGUGAGUCUGGUAUGAGAGAGAUGAGGGCUUCAUCAGGAGUGUUGAAUAUCCUUUUGUGUGUGCUUCUUCUGCUUGAGUCAUAGACAAAAUGUUGAAGGUGGCUUUGUUGCCUACAGGAAAAAUAAAGCCUUAGAUGCUGUGGGAUUUGAUGGGAACCUUUCAAAGAUGAGCUGGAGAGCUACACAAUGGUUUGCCAAGUUCACCUCCGAAGUGUUGUUGGUUUUGUGAAUGGUAGAUCACAAUGGUAAUUACAAGCCCGAAUGUGGAGACUCUGCAUGGCUCAUGGUCUUGAAGGUUGGAAACCUAGUGGGAAGCUUCACAGAGAGCUUCAUAAUUUUGCUGGCAUUGACUGAUUUGCUGCAAGGGUGAUAUAGAUGUCCUACAGGAUCAUCUGCAGGGAUUCUUCGCUGGCGGCAACAACUUUUUGUUUUUUAAUUAUUGUUUUUUGAGAAACAGAAGGUUUUAGCCCACCUCUCCCCUUUAUAAAAUUUGAGUGCAUGACCUUCUCCCCAAGUUGUGUUUGGUGAGAGAGAUACGGGUUUUUAUAUAUAAAAGAUAUUAAUAUCUAUUCAACACAGACUUCUCCCCUUUUAACAGUUUCUUUGGAUUUUCACCCCAUUUCCUGGUCUCUGUAAUAUAGAAAUUAUAUAAAAAUUAUAAAUAUAAAUAUAUAUAUAUCUAUAUAGAUAGAUUUGUUUUAUCUUCCCUUCGGAAAGUUCCUGUCUGCUGGUUGUUGUCUAUCUUGUUCCUGUGUCUUCUACUGUCUUGACCUCUCGGCUAAUGCUCUUGUUUGGUCUUUGUCUUUAUUAAUGUUACUUUUUUUGUCAUCUGUCUUCUAAAAUUACAAGUUCUUUCAUUGCUGAUAAUCUACUUGCUAGGACCACCCCUUCCAUUCCAGUCCACAUUGUUAUCCUUAUUCUGAAUAUGCAGUCAGACCUCAUGGGGUCGUUACCAAUGCUAACCCAAAAUUACUUGGUGUUUCCUACCAUAAUCCAACACCAUGUCUUUUCAGUCUGGCCAUUCCCCUGCUUCUUAUCAUAUCCGAAACCUUUGGCUCAUUCACCCCAAUAUUGACCCACCACCUCUUGGCUAACACUUCACUGAACUCUUGUUUACUGUUAUCCUCUUUUUUCUUUCAUGUAGUGUUCCAUUCCUUCCCUUUGCUCAACUACUCUCCUUUGUUGACUAAUCUUUAACCUCCCCCUUUGUCCUAUAUUGACCAGCCUUUUACCAACGUUUUCUUAUUACUUUAUUUUUUUUCCCGCCUCUCUCCUGGUCCCAUUCUCCACACCUUCUCCUUUCCUUAUAUAGACCUCAUCCUCCUCUAUCCUCCACACCUUCUCAGACCCUUCUCCUUUCCUUAUAUAGACCUCUUCCUCAUCUAUUCUCCACACCUUCUCAGACCCUUCUCCUUUCCUUAUAUAGACCUCUUCCUCAUCUAUUCUCCACACCUUCUCAAACCCUUCUCCUUUCCUUAUAUAGACCUCAUCCUCCUCUAUUCUCCAUUCACCACUUCCGCUGUCCUUUAAUGGGUAGCCCCUCCAUUUCUCCUCUUUUACUGACCAGUUCUUGAUUUCCUUCUUCUUUCCUUUUUUUACUGACAACCUAACUCCAUUUUACAAAUUUUUCUUUAACCAUAAUCACUUCUUUUUAUGGACAUUUCCUAUAGACUUUCUUGUUUGUGCUAUUCCCCUGCAUAACUGCAACGUCCCCUGUUCUCCUGUCCUAAUGUUUCCUUUUAACCUAACCCUAUACUCCUCUCCCUAUAUUGACCAACUCGUCGUCCUGGUCUACUCAUCUUUCCUCCAGCCUUUCUUUCCUUUUUUUAAGCUUCUUCCACUUAUCGAAGCCUCUCCUCCUUUUUGCCGUUUACAAUUCUUUUUCCCUUUCUCUUCAUGUUCUCCCUCUUCUGCCUCCAAUCCUUGAGCGCCCCCCCUCCCCAAUUUCUAUUCCCCUUCCCUACUUUAAAUCACUCAUUUGCUGCCCCUGUUAUAACUUACCGGGGUGUUUAAGAAAUAAUGUAAUAUGGGAAUUCACUCUCUCACACACAAUUUUCAUAUUUCCCCCUCCUCCCCCCCAUUUGUAUCUACUCCGAGAGCUAGCUAGUUAUUCCUACAUUACAUGUCACAUUGUGUCCAUUUAUUUAUUUCAGCAUUCAAACUCACUGUGGUAUUUAUUUACACCCAAACACGUGUGACUAUAUAUGUACAUUAUAUGUAAUGACCUACUUCACUUUCAUAUACACUCUACCCAUACUACCAUACCUACUAACAUUUCAGUCGUUUUGACGAUCUUCAAGUCAUUAAAUACAAUAAACCUUUUUUGGUUUUCUGUGCCGACAUCUUUUCUGAAUGUCGCACGCUGUCUGCAAUUCUGCGUAAAGUGCGUGAAAUGCACGCCCAGUGUGGAAGAACGAGUCCAGGACAGAAAAAAAUAUAUAUAUAUCUCAAGUUGAAAUCCUCUAAGGAAAAAAAACCAAUAUGCAUAAACAGUAUUAAAUAAAUGUGUAAAAUGGAACGUAUUAACCCAUUAGUAAAAAAAACCAAAAACCUAAGGCAAAUGCCAGAACAGCAGACUGUUAAAGAGUCCAGAACUUGCUUGUCUCUGGAACUCUGAUUAUUGAAGAGUAUGCAAUACACUAAAAUCCCUGUUUGUGGAUACACAAUAGAUAUAUAUAAAGAGAGAGCGUUUAGAGUUUUAUGACACAGACAUGCCUUUGUACACACACACACACACACACACACACACACAGUAUUCACAAAGCCUAAAGAGUACGUGCAGGGCCUGUACCCAUAAAGAUGUCCAUAGAUUUAUAUACUGUACAGCUAGGUGAGGAAGAUUGGACGUUCUAGGUCACAGCCAGAAGGUUUUAUAGAAAUCUAAGCUUACUUUAUAACCACUACAUGUUUACCGAUCCAUAUAUGUGUACGUGAUUUUCCUGCCGUCAGAUGAUCGAUGUUCUUUAAUGGCAAUAUGCCCGCGUUCUCGUAUCAUCCAAUUGGGUGUUGUCGCCAAUCGGCAAUUAAGCUGCCUAUUGGUCACUUUUAUUACAUAUAUAUAUAUAUAUCUAUUGUCUAAAACCAUAUAAGAGACCUCAUAAGGGGGGAAAAUCCAUCAACCCAAAAAUUACCUUGAAUUAACCUUUUUACUGAUUUAUUUAUUAUGUUCUGCAGGUUUUUUUUUAAAAAAUAUUCUUUUCCUAAAAAUUAAACUUUUUUUUUUUUUUGUAAUUUUAAUUUUUUUUUGUGUAUAGUUUUUAUGUUUUGUUAGGGUAAAUAUUUCCCUUCUUUGGUGCUAUGUUUCCUACAAUUUUGUAAAUUGUUUUAAAAUGGUGGAAGGGUAGAUAAUUUUAACAGAGGGGGUGGUAUUACUUUUCUUUGGUUUUCGCCCUGAGGGGUAGUGGGGAUUGCAGGGGACAUUGUUGUGUAAUUACAGAUCUCUUACGGCAAGUUGUCAGAAGGGGUGUUUUUUUAAAAGCGUACAGGAACUGGGUGACUGACAGGUAAUGGGAUAAAGGACUGAUGCUCUGCUGGACUCUGGCAAGAGAGGGGUUAAAGGUGCUGCGUGCCGCUGCUGAGGUCCUACUCAGAGCAGUGCCACUUCACACUUCUCCGGUGCUAAGGACCCUCUUAACUGCCCUGGAGCACAGAGCAUCACAACUCUCCAAAAAUGUUCAGCUGGUGCUAAUUACUCAACCAUUGGGGUUAUGCCCUUCUUCGUAUGUUGUCACUGCCCGGUGGGGACUGUUAAGUGCAUUGCGCAGGUGGAACUGCUACAACUAUGCACAUCCCAUAUCUCGAUGUGUCUGGUUCAGAAGAACUGAGCGAAACAUUCCUUCUUGACCCGUUUUAUGGACCUUGAUACAAGAACUUCUAGAAUUCCAGGACACUUGUUUGUUUUGAAGGGCAGUCACAAGUGUUGAGUGAGAUGGCUCGCUCUUCUUGCUACAAGCUCACUCAAUACAGAUGGUCGAACUCAUUGGAGAGUAUCCCAUGAUGCAAUUGGUUAAAAAAAGAAAAAAUUAUGAAAAUCUCAUUAGCCAGACCCAAACCUCACGCCCCUUUUAAUACCUCUCACCUUUAUCAUCUUUAUCAUGGAGGCACACAUGGCAUUCUUACCCCAGCAGUAAGCAGGCAGGGGGGUAACCUGCUCCCUCCAUUUUUAAACUUCAGAUUGUACUUACUUUCCUCACUCCCAUCACACAAACUCAAAACUUCUUCUUAUUUUUAACUGAGCCAGCGACUUUUUGCCUUUUUUGUGAAUUUGUGAUAUUAAUAAAUCUGAAAAAAAUAAAGAUUUUGAUAAAAAAAAGAA
Molecule: messenger RNA, 12594 nt
Organism: Pelobates fuscus (common spadefoot toad)
Lineage: Eukaryota; Metazoa; Chordata; Amphibia; Anura; Pelobatidae
Gene: KDM6B
Product: lysine demethylase 6B
Exons: 23
Coding region: 2495-7642 (1715 amino acids)
Biological process (GO): regulation of gene expression; heart development
Cellular component (GO): MLL3/4 complex
Molecular function (GO): RNA polymerase II cis-regulatory region sequence-specific DNA binding; protein binding; histone H3K27me2/H3K27me3 demethylase activity
Source: RefSeq, a predicted model, not a curated record